UCUAUUUAAUCCCCAAUCUUCUUUCUUCCUCCUCUUCUCCUCUCUCGCUCUCUCUCUACAAUCUCAACCUCUGUAUCUCCCCAUACUCCGCCAGAUUCCGGUGGCCCCACUUCUCUCUUCGCCGUCCGUACAGUCCGAUACAUCAUCAUCCCAAUCGGUUCGGGCCACAGCUACCUGGAUCCGAUGUCAUCUAUCGAAUCUAAGCCUCUAACCUAACCCCCAAUCCCCACCCCAUCUCCUUCCAAUUCACAAAUAAUUAUUUUUCUUUUUCAAAUUUCCUUUUGUUUCUCUAAAAAGGCAUUUUUCUUCUUCUUUGUUUUCUUUGUGAAAUUACAUUUCUGACUCUACAAAUCCCCACUUCUGGCGUUUUAAAAAAGAGUCCUCCGGUACCUGAUUUGACGCAUUUGUCCCCCGGCAACGAAUCCCCACUUGACGGUUUUGCCCACUCUGGCUUUUUUCCAUUUCGAGGUUCGUUCGCUGACGUGGCAUGGAGUUUUAAAAUCACAUCUUUCAAAACUUAAAGAUGAGUUUCCAACAAAGCCAUAGCCGUAGGAUCGUGCCACCUGGCGCAUCCAGAAAGCGAAAGGAGAGACAAGCCAAUGCCUCGUCCAACGGCUUUAAACAGCCGGCUCCAAAGGCUCCAACCCCAAGCCAAACGACAGCUCCGACUUUGUCGUCGAAUCGGCUGCUGGCGGGCUACAUGGCGUACGAGUAUUUAACGAAGGGCACGCUGUUCGGUCAGAAGUUCGACCCGGCUCGAGCCGAGGCGGUGCCGCUGAUGAGCUCGUCAGCCGAGCCGAGGAGGGGGAAGUCGGUCGAAGCCGGGAAAGUCGGGGCGGGCUCAGGUUCGGGUGUGGGUGCGGCGCAGGAGAGUUACGCUGAGGUGGCGAGCAUGUUGAAGACGGAUGGGGCCCACAUUCCGGGGAUUGUGAACCCGACGCAACUGGCGAAGUGGAUUCAGAUGUGACAACGGGGAUUAUAUAUAACGGGCCUUUGUGUUGUUGCGUAAGUUGGGGACGUGGCGCUUGGUGAUUGGCUGGAUGGUUUUGGUCCACGUCAGCUAGUUGGUGUAGUAGUUGAUAGUAAAAAGAAGCGGCUGAGUUUCCGAUUCAAAACAAAGCGCAGGAUUUCGUGAACAGUGAGAGAGUAAGUGAGUGUGAGAGAGUGUGAAGGUGGCGAGUGAGAUCAAAACCAUUUCUCUCUCUCGCUCUCUCUCUCUCUCUCUCUUCUGUUUGUGAUGACGAUAAUGUCUGCGUUUUGGGUUUUGUUGUAUUUAUUUGUAGGAGGAUGAAGAAGAAGAAGACGAAGAAGAAAUUAAGAGAGAGAUGACAGAAUGCACGUCUGCUGUGUGAAGAUCGGAGCCAUUUGAAUUUCCGGUGCUUAAUCUGUUGUUCUUGUCGAUUAGCUUAUUUAAUCUAUAUAUUUAAGGUCGAUCUUCGACAAUUAUAUAUCUGUGUUUGUGAGUUCUUUGUUU
This is a messenger RNA of Prunus avium (sweet cherry), 1474 nucleotides long. RefSeq names its product embryo sac development arrest 6 (gene EDA6). Lineage: Eukaryota; Viridiplantae; Streptophyta; Magnoliopsida; Rosales; Rosaceae. The record is from RefSeq and is a predicted model, not a curated record.